Molecule: messenger RNA, 2799 nt
Organism: Abrus precatorius (Indian licorice)
Lineage: Eukaryota; Viridiplantae; Streptophyta; Magnoliopsida; Fabales; Fabaceae
Product: probable LRR receptor-like serine/threonine-protein kinase At1g05700
Biological process (GO): protein phosphorylation
Molecular function (GO): ATP binding; protein binding; protein kinase activity
Source: RefSeq, a predicted model, not a curated record
CAAACAAUGAUGCCAAUGUCACUGCAUUUUCCUUUAGUAUUGCUUGAGGUCCUUAUUGCUGUGGUUCUGAUUCAAGCUCAGGAUCAACUAGGAUUCAUAAGCAUAGAUUGUGGGCUACCUGCAAAUUCAAGCUAUACUGAGAAGAGCACGGGCAUAUUUUACAUUUCAGAUGCUAAAUUCAUAGAUACUGGUGUAAGUAAGAGUGUACCACCUGCAGAGAAGAGUAAUCAUCAACAGCAACUAGGAAAUGUGAGGAGCUUUCCUAGUGGAGUGAGAAACUGUUACAAAAUAAAUGUAACCAAGGGUUCUAAAUAUUUAAUCAGAGCUACUUUCUUUUAUGGAAACUAUGAUGGUCUAAAUCAGGUUCCACAGUUUGAUCUUCAUCUUGGGGCUAAUUUAUGGGACACAGUGAAGUUCUCUAAUGCAUCACUCAGCACAAUCGAUGAGAUAAUUCACACCCCUUCACUAGAUUACAUACAUCUGUGUCUAGUUAACACAGGCACUGGGACUCCAUUCAUUUCAGCCAUAGAAUUAAGGACUUUGAACAAUGCUUCUUAUGUCACAAAACCACCUGCAUCAUUAGCAUGCCUCCAACGAUUUGAUUUAGGUUCCACCACUAACUUAGAGUACAGGUAUGGAUAUGAUGCUUAUGACCGAAUCUGGAUGUCUGUUGCUUCCAAAAGGUGGUCACAAUUAAGCACCUCACUUAGCUCUGGUGAUCUUGCUGAAAAUGUCUAUAAUCUACCAGCAGUUGUCAUGAGCACUGCCGCAACACCACUGAAUGCUAGUUUUUCCUUUGAGCUCAAUUGGGAUGCGGAUAAUGUAAAUGACCAAUACUACAUCUACAUGCACUUCAAUGAGGUUGAAAAGUUGGGACCGAAUGAAACUAGAUCAUUCAGUAUCUCCCUUAAUGGCAAGUUUUGGUAUGGACCUGUGAUGCCUGUAUACCAAGUAGCAAAUAGCGUAUUUACUACAACACCUUUGACUGGACUCUCAAGGUAUCAAUUUUUGUUAUAUAAGACAUUGCUUGCUACCGUUCCACCCAUCAUCAAUGCCUUUGAGAUUUAUAAAGUUACAGAUUUCUCACAAUCAGAAACUGAACAAGAUGAUGUUGAUGCUAUCACAAACAUUAAGAGCAUUUAUGGGGUGGCUAGAAAUUGGCAAGGAGAUCCGUGUGCCCCUGUGGCAUACAUGUGGGAAGGUCUAAAUUGUAGUUUUGAUGGUGAUAACUCCCCAAGAAUCACAUCCUUGAAUUUGUCUUCUAGUGGACUAACCGGGCAGAUAGCAUCUUCAAUCUCCAAGCUCAUUAUGCUACAAUACUUAGAUUUAUCAAACAAUAGCUUAAGCGGGCCAGUACCUGAUUUUCUAACACAACUGCAGUCACUAAAAGUCUUAAACUUGGGGAAUAACAAUCUUACAGGUUUAGUCCCAAGUGGACUCGUUGACAGAUCAAAGGAGGGUUCUCUGUCAUUGAGCGUGGGGCAAAAUCCAAAUCUAUGUGAACCUGAUUCAUGCAACCAACAAACAGAUGAUCAUAAUAAAGGGAAGAAGAAACAUAAUAUAGUUAUUCCGGUAGCAACAGUUGCUGGGAUUCUGGUGCUCCUAGUAAUUGUAGUUGCAGCUAUCAUCUGUGGCCUUAAAAAGAGAAAACCACACGCAUCUGUGACCAUUGAUGUGGAUCACAUUACGCCAAGUGGAUCACAAUUUGAAGUCAAACAACGGCAGUAUACGUUCAAUGAUCUUGUUAAGAUCACCAACGACUUUGACAGAAUUCUUGGUAGAGGUGGAUUUGGAAAAGUUUAUCAUGGAUAUAUUGAUGACACUCAAGUAGCUGUCAAGAUGCUUUCUUCAUCCUCAGUACGAGGAUAUGAACAAUUUCUAGCGGAGGUUAAACUUCUGAUGAGAGUUCAUCAUAGAAAUUUAACUUCUCUUGUUGGAUAUUGCAAAGAGGAAAACAACAUAGGACUCAUCUAUGAAUAUAUGGCAAAUGGAAACCUGGAUGAAAUUCUUUCCGGAAAAAAUAGAAGGGCAAAGUUCUUGUCAUGGGAAGACAGGCUCCAAAUAGCACUGGAUGCAGCCCAAGGUGAAAGAAAAAUAAAUACAAGAAUUUCUCCUUCAAUCCUUUGAUUCUUCCCAUCUAUUUAUAUUGAGAAUUUGAUAUCAGGACUGGAAUAUCUGCAUAACGGUUGUAAGCCACCAAUAAUCCACAGAGAUGUAAAAAGUACAAAUAUUUUACUAAAUGAAAAAUUUCAAGCAAAAUUAUCUGAUUUUGGCCUAUCCAAAUGCUUUCCCACUGAUGGGGGCACACAUUUGUCCACUGUUGUUGCUGGCACUCCCGGAUAUUUGGAUCCUGACUACAGCAUAUCAAACAGGUUGACAGAGAAAAGUGAUGUUUAUAGCUUUGGAGUUGUUCUUUUGGAGAUAGUCACAGGUAAACCAGCUAUAACGUCAAAACCAAAUGAUAAGAUUCACAUAAGUCAGUGGGUUAGCUCCAUGCUUUCUAAUGGAGAUAUAAAAAACAUUGUUGACUCAAAAUUACAAGAUUUUGACACUAGUUCUGUCUGGAGAGUUGUUGAAAUAGGCAUGGCUUCUGUGUCCAUUAAUCCUACUAAAAGGCCAAGCAUGAGUGAUGUAGUCAACGAGCUGAAGGAGUGUUUGGCUACAGAAUUAGCUCGAAAAAAUACUAGUUGUGACACUGAAAACAAUGAUUCAGUUGAGUUGGUCACUAUGAAUUUGACAACUGAAUUUGGUCCCCCAGCUAGGUAGUAGUGUAGUCCCUUCCUGAUGCUAAAAUAGUUC